AUGAAAAUUGACGCGGAGUUGAACAAUACAGUGUGGAGGGUGAGACCUGAAGAAGUACUGGUUGAAGUGGCGACGGGGCUCGGAACUAGUCCAGCGCUGCAUAGCAUUAAUGAAGUACUUAAGUUAUCUCUCGGCUGGAAUAUCCGUAAUACAAGUUCAUCAGUCGGCGGCCCGUCUCUGACCUUAUCUUCGUUCACGGUCGGACUUUACAAAGGCAACAGAGUGGCAGUGAAAAAGAUACACCGGAAGAAAUUGGAUUUGAAUAAGAAACUCCUUUGGGAGAUCAAACAGGCACGCAACGUUUCCCACGAGAAUACGGCGCGUUUUAUCGGCGCUUGUGUUGACUGCCCUUUAGUGUUCAUUCUCACUGAGUACUGCCCUAAAGGAUCUCUGAAGGAUGUCCUCGCGAAUGAGGAAUUACAGCUAGAUUGGAAUUUCAGGACCUCGCUUGUACACGAUAUUGUUCAGGGCAUGUGUUAUCUACAUAGUGGUCUGGGCGCGCACGGCAAACUUCGCUCCUCAAACUGUCUAAUCGACGGGCGAUUCGUGCUCAAAAUAUCCGACUACGGACUUAACACAUUAUGCACACCCACAGACAUGAUAAAAGACGACUCCUACUAUUACAAAUUACUCUGGACGGCCCCCGAAUUAGUAGCAGGGAGCGUGUAUCCUGGGAUUGUCGCGUCCCUCAAGGGUGACGUCUAUAGCUUCGGGAUAAUUUUGGAGGAAAUAGUUUUGCGAGCUGGACCUUUUCAUCAUUAUACUGCGACUAUGUCUUACAAAGAAAUAGUAUCUCGUGUCUGUGCGCACGAGUGUCCCACGUUUCGGCCAGUGGUAGAGCUGACUGAAGCCGCUGCUGGUGGGGGAGGAGGUGCAGCUACGGAGCUGUUGGAAUUGGCUGCACGCUGUUGGGUCGAAUCACCAGAUGAUAGACCUAAUUUUGACACUAUUAAUGCUAAUUAUAUCAAAGGCUACUGCGACAAUCUGAUGGACGACCUCCUAAGCCGUAUGGAACAAUACGCCAACAACUUGGAAUCUCUCGUGGAGGAGAAAACUGAGCAGUUGUCUCUGGAAAAACGACGCUCUGAAGAGCUUUUAUACCAGGUCUUACCGAGGCCAGUGGCUCAGCAGCUGAUGGCUGGAGAAGUGGUCCAGCCGGAAAGCUUCGAAUGCGUGACUGUGUACUUCAGCGACAUAGUUGGGUUCACGGAACUCUGCGCCGCCUCCACUCCGAUACAGGUCGUUGAUCUUCUGAACGACCUUUACAGCACCUUCGACAGGAUCAUCGGGUUUUACGAUGUUUACAAGGUGGAAACAAUAGGCGACGCGUAUAUGGUGGUGUCAGGGUUACCGGAACGUAACGGAGAUCAACACGCGAGGGAAAUCUGCUUGAUGGCCCUCGCAAUUGUCGAGGCAGUCAGGACUUUUGUCGUCCGUCAUCGUCCCACGCACCGUCUUGAGGUUAGGAUAGGAAUACACUCUGGUCCAGUCUGCGCUGGCGUGGUGGGUGUCAAAAUGCCGCACUAUUGUCUCUUUGGGGACACUGUUAACACAGCUAGCCGUAUGGAGUCGACGGGUCAACCGCUUCGAAUACAUCUAAGUGAGAGUACGCGGGCCCUUCUGGAUCAAUGGGGAACAUUCGUAGUAGAACGGCGUGGCGACGUCGAGUUGAAGGGGCGUGGGCGCAUGUUAACCCAUUGGCUGGUUCACUGCUCAGAACCAGAAGCACGUCAUGUACACGAACCGCAGCCGCCCCCUCAGUACCCCAUUUUGUUCCCAGCCAUACAACCUCCAAUUCUACACACACCAUAUCUAGUAGUUGAGCCGCCAACACUUGCUGCUUAG
Leptosia nina is the source of this 1845-nucleotide messenger RNA. The record is from the annotation of a GenBank genome assembly. Lineage: Eukaryota; Metazoa; Arthropoda; Insecta; Lepidoptera; Pieridae.